CUCUGUUUUCACCAACACUCCUCUAAACAGGAACCGGCCGGCUAGUUUAUGCCAUCCGGAAAGAUAUCCUGACGAGGGGAAGGGAAGAUCUAUCAGAACAAAGCGGACAUAUUUACAAUUCUACUGCUACACACAGUAGAAACCGGGAUUGUAUGUUGCGUUUCUGCAGUUUUUGGACUACGCUUCCUGUUUCUUCGCCUUGUUGCACUACAGGAGCUCUCAUUGUGGACGGCGCGAGGAUCCCUUCCUUUUGUGUGCUCUGCAGUUGUUUAUUCACACAACUUCUGCCUCCCGUUUUAGAUAAUUUAUUCAACAUUUAAUUGUUUUAGCCCAAACGGAAUGAAUGACAAAAACAAAGGAAGUUGAUGUCCACAACUCUCCGGCUCACCUCGUCUUUGCCUCGGCUAAGGAACGGAGGCUCCAUCUCCGGCAGAAGAUGGACAGUGGAGGCGGGGCGGAGGGCUCGGACAGCGGGCAGACACAGCACGCGGUGCCGGGGCAGCAGCAGCCAAUCCCUCGGCCUGAAACCGCGGAACUCUCUUCGGCGGUGUCUGCUAAGCCUUCAGGCCAGAAGAAGAAAUUAAACCGGGCUCCUUCCCCGGCCAGACCAAAGGAUGUACCUGGUUGGUCGCUCACCAAGAUCCGCGGAGGGAUUGGGACCCCGACUCUUAGCGUCAAGCCGGGAGGCAUUCACCUGGGCAGCCGCAUUUCCCGGCGCAGCCCCGUAGGAAGUCUCGCUGGAAAGGACGGUAAAGCGGAUAAGAGCAAACCUGCGGGCAAAUCUUCCUCAACUAUGUCUAAAACGGCCAAGGCAGUGAAAAGCACCGGGGGGCGCCGGAAGGUUUCGGACGCCAGCACAGGCUCCGACGAUUUAUCUAAGGACUCUGGCUGUGCCACCGGGAAGCUCUCCCCGACCGACAGUAGCUCCGAGCUCUCGGACUGCGCCUCCGAGGAAAACAAGCUCUCGGCCGACGCUGUGAGCAGCGACGCCGAGUCGAGGAGCAGCAGAGGUGGGGGGAUAGACGGAGACAAGCCGCUCAGGGAUGGCGUGUUGGCGGACAGAGCUAGUCAACAUGCCGCCACCAGGACCACCUGCUUCUCAUCGGAGAGGGACUACAAGGACCGGCUCUCCCUGGCCGUGGAGACCGGGGAAGGAAGCAUAUCCCCAGGAGAGGAGCGCUCGGUCACCUCGUUUGACAGCAGGGUGCCCGCUAGCACAUCCCUGGCUUUCUCAGACCUCACAGAGGAGUUUAUGGACGGCAUGCAUGAGGAGUUUGUACGGGAAAUAGAAGAACUGAGAUCUGAGAAUGAUUACCUCAAGGAUGAGAUGGAGGAGUUGAGGUCGGAGAUGCUAGAGAUGAGGGACAUGUACAUGGAGGAUGACGUCUACCAGCUGCAGGACCUAAGGCAACAGCUGGAACAGGCUAACAAGACCUGCCGCAUCCUGCAGUACCGGCUGAGGAAGGCAGAGCGACGCUCUCUGCGUGUGGCCCAAACAGGGCAGGUGGACGGAGAACUGAUACGAACACUGGAGCAGGACGUCAAAGUGGCGAAAGACGUGUCCAUCCGUCUACACAAGCAGCUGGACAGUGUGGAAAAGAAGAGGAGUCGCCACGAGCAGGAGAAUGAGGAGCUGCGGGUCCGCCUUCAGGACCUGGAGGUUGCCAAACAGGUCCUGCAGCAGGAGAUUGAGAAGAACUCCCAGAAGAAAAGAGGAGCACGACCCAACAACAAACCUGACAAGAAGCUCUGCCCACAGGAGGACAAUUCAGACCUGAAGUGUCAGCUCCACUUUGCCAAAGAGGAAUCAGCUCUGAUGUGCAAGAAGCUUACCAAGCUGGUGAAGGACAGCGAGGCCAUGAAAGAGGAGCUGGCCAAGUUCAGGUCGCUGUACGGAGACGUCAACGCCUCGCUCACCGUGGAGGAGGUUGCCGACUCCCCCCACACCCGUGAGGCGGAGAUCAGAGUCCACCUGAAGCUGGUGGAGGAAGAGGCCAACCUGCUGAGUCGACGCAUCGUGGAGCUGGAGGUGGAGAACAGAGGGCUCCGUGCUGAGAUGGAUGACAUGAAGCAAGAUGGCCCUCAGGACCUUACUGGUGUUGGCGGUGGUCUAGGGGCAGGUCUUGGCCUAGGAGGAGCCAUGGUUCUCGGGGGAGGGGCCUCGUCUGAAAACGUCAUGGAGCUCCAGAGACACCUCCAGUUUGUGGAGGAAGAGGCGGAGCUUCUGAGGAGGUCUCUGAUCGAGAUGGAAGAACAGAACAAACUCCUGAUGAACGAAAUCAACCGCUACAAAUCUGACCUCCCACCGCCCACGUCCUUGAUGUCGUCUAACUCAUUGGCAUCGCUGGCGGACGGGCUGCUCAACGACAGCCCAGUGCACUCCAUACAGGAAGGGGCGGUACUUAUCAGCACAGACGCCCCCGUCCAGGAGGAGGAGCUCAGACUGGCGAGGCUUCAGAUUGGAGAACUGGGCGGGAAGGUGAAGAAGCUGCAGUAUGAGAACCGUGUGCUUCUGUCCAACCUGCAGCGCUGCGAUCUGGCCUCCUACCACGCUCCUUCCUCCUCCUCCUCCUCUUCCUCCUCACUACGACUGGCUCUGGAAACGGACGCAGAGGCUGGGGACUCAGCUGAGUGCCUCCCAAGCCCGCCGCACCGCAAAGAGCCCGUCGGGGGUGAGACCGACGCCCUGGAGAUGAACGAGCGGAAAAAGAAGAUUGAGGACAACGCUGACGCAACCACCUCGCUCCCCGGGUACCUGGGCCUGAAAGACCAUGAUGCCUUGUUGGCCAUGAGGGACCAGGCUCGCUUAGUUUCCACAGCGAUACAGCUCCUGACCUCUCCCGAAUCCAACUGCCUCUCCUCCUCCCCCUCCAUCUAUCACAAGGUCUGCAGCAACGACGCAGCAGAGCCGUGUGACCUGGAGAAGCCUCACAGCCAGAUUUCCGAGCUGUCUGACCUGGCGGACCGGCCCCUGGUUGGUGCUCUGACCAGCAGGCUCCAGGCCCUGCACACGCAGCUCCAGGCCUUUGUGGAGCGGGUGGACAGCCAGGGGAAACCCCCCGCAGGUGGGAGGGACCCUGAGGUGGAAGGAGCGUCUCCUCUGGCUUCCCACUGCUGGGAGGAGCAGGAUGUGCUGAACAGUAUCAUGGAGAAGCAGCCUGAUUAUAGGGACCUAUCAGAGACCAAGCUGAAAGGUCAAACUGAGGAGGAGAGCCAAUCAGAUAGCCAGGAGACGCAAAAGCAGGAAGACAACCAGCUGGAACAGGGAGAGAAAGAGGCAGACGACACUCUGUCCGGUGAUAUCCAGGCUCAACUGUCCGAAGCAGAGCCGUCUCUGGGAACUCAGGGGGAGCAGGAGGAGGAGAGGCAGGCUCAGAGCACUCUGAAACUCAAACAGCUCCAGGAGGAGCACCAGAAGGCUCUGCUCCGUCGGGACUUCCAGUUGCAGAGUUUGGGCCUCCAGGCUCGGCUUCAGCAGAAGUUAUGGAGCCAGGAGAGGACUCUGCUGGGGCAGGAGUCCCAGCAUCUGAAACAGGCCCUGCUACUGCUCAGCCUAAAACUACGCUGCUUCCUCAAACAGUGGAGGCUGGGAUGCAGGAAGGACAGCGAGUGGAAAGACAUCUUGGAAAUGAACAGUCUAAGGGACCUUUACCUUCUGUUGGAGGAGGAGAACCUGACAAGCCCCGCCCACCAGACUGACAAGAGGGCCGCUCUAGACGAACAUCCUCUUAGUCCAACUAUCAAGUCGAGCGCAGUGAGCAGCACCUUGGCAGACCUGAAGGUGGCGCUGCAGGAUCUGAGCGGCGAGUUGCGACAGGAGAGACAAGGCUCCCAGGAACUCACCCAGCAUAUCGCAAAGGCCAAGGCAUCAUGGGAGGUGGAGAGGACCGAACUGAAGAGCCUCAUCACACAGCUGGAGACCAAAGCAGGCAAAGCUCUGUCUGCCACAGAUGCACCAGAUCCUCCAGACCUGAAGGUGGCGCUGAAGAGGGAGCGUGAAGAACACCAGCACCUCCUGGCUGACUCCUAUGCAGCUGUGAUGGACCUAACCAAACAGCUUCAGCUCGGGGAGAGGAACUGGGGCAGAGAGAAGCUGGAGCUGCUGGAGAGGCUGAGCCAGGAGCGAGCUCAGUGGGAUCAGAGACUGCUAGAGGCCACGGCACAACAGGGGAAGUCAAAGUCAUUAGGCGGCGAGUCCUCUGCGGACACAGGAGUCACUAAUGGAACAGGAUCACCAAGAGCCAAAUCCACAUCAGAGCUGGAUGGUGCAGAAGUCAACGAAUCAGCCAAUCAGGAGCAGAGGAUCAAGUUUGUAGUCCCACCGCUUGGUGACCUGACCAGUAAGAAUUGGACCUACCUGACCAAUGAGACCCCGGAGGUUGGGGACAGCUGUAAGACCUGGGAUGGCCCCAGUGGCUCCUGCAGCAGCUUGGUGGGAUCAGAGCUGGAUCUGGAGUCUGUCCAGAGGAGCUACACUGCUCCGGACCGCACCAGCAUCCGGAUCUACUACAGCCCUCCUGCUGUACGACACAUGGAGCACCACAGGAGGAGCCAGGAGGCCAAAGAGCCACAGCAGGCCCAGAACGGGAGCUCUGACCUGGGACUGGCGGGCCCAGACGCUGACAUGGCUGCGGUGGAAACCAUUCAGAUUCAGCAGCAACAACCUUCAUCCUCCUUCUCGUCCUCCUACGAGCAGUGGCUGAGCUCGCUGUCCAAGCAGCACAGGGAGCUGCUGGAGAGCAGAAGUGGCUCAAUCGUCGGUUCGAUCCCCAACAACAGUAGUUCAGUUGAUGGGAUGACACCCUCGACAGCUUUCCAUGGUCUGGAGAUCGGGGAGAUUUCAGCAAACUUGAGUGAUGACAUGAAGGAGAUGACCAACUGUGUCCGCCAGGCUAUUCGCUCUUCCUCUCUGGAGAGGAAAUCCACCAAGGAACCCGGAAGCCAGUCGACGGGCAUGUCCACCCGUGCCACGCAGACUGCCGCACAGUACGCAAGCGUCGGGCUUCAAACCGACAUUCUUCCCAGCAGCAGGGGGACGGGUUUACACUCCAAAUCCUGGUCACCUCGCCCCUCGCCGACAACCAGCUCGCUAGCAUCCGCCAGAACCCGGCAGAUAUCCACCUCCCUGGACAAAGUUCACAGCCGUAUUGAUAGGCCAUGCUGUUCACCAAAGUAUGGAUCCCCGAAACUACAACGCAGAGUAUCUUCUGGCUCCACUUCCAGAUUAGAUGGGAGUACCUCCUCCAGGGACCGCAGCCUGUGGAGCCUCCAGCAAAGAUCCAUGAGUGGAGGCGGAGGCUCUGCCUGGGCUCGCUCCACCACCACCCGGGACAGCCCCGUCCUGAACGGCCUCAAUGACGGCCUCUCCAGCCUCUUCAGUGUAGUGGAGCAUACUGGAAGCACAGAGUCGCUCUGGAGGGGCGACGGAGGAGCCAGUCCAGCACGGCAGCCUCCUGCAGCGGGGAAACCCACUGCUGUGUCAGUCGCUGUAUCUGACCCAGGCCCUCAGCGGUACGGAGGCCUGGUCCAGGAGUUCUUCAGGAACGUCUGCAGCAGCCGUGGCCAGGGAGGAGUCGCCUUGCCUGUGGAGAGACCGCUAAGAGACUCCAAUGGCAGUCUCGGAGGUCCGAGUGUCUUGGGCAGUUUUGGUGGCAUUGAUGAACCUAAACCAGAGUGUGUGUUGGCCGGGGUUGGAGGAAUUGCUGCGCUGAACGGAAGCAACGACAAUGUGACCCGGAUCGUCAAUAAGAGGUUUAUGAGACAGACAGCCGGAGAGGAGAUGAUCAAUAUCAUGGGAGGAGGAAAGGAAAUGAUGAGCAACACGGGGGCUGCGGGAUCUGCAACCGAGGAUGCACCUUGUGACUGUGCUGCCCAAUCUUCCUGCCCCUCCCGACCAUCGAGAGCAACAACACGCCAUUCACUCGGCCAGUGCAAGCACCGCCCACAAGAGUCUCCUGCCUCACCAGAGGAGAAGAGUGACACCUGCAACGAGUGACAUCACUUCUACUGCCACAUCUAAAGACACGCGACACACACGCACAACCAUCCUGAUUCUUCACAAACACUGUACUCCACUGCCAUAAAAUCCCACUUUUUAUCACAAUAGCACGUACAUACACACCUCCAACCUGCCACAAAGGUGCACUGCCAAACAUUACACACACUACUAGCACAGACUGCCCCACAAAGCCACUGCCACCUCCACACAACAUCCACUAACACAUGACCCAGGCAAGUAUUUCACUUGUCUUGGACUGUACCAUUCUGAUGCCAAGGACAGGGAGGACUGAAACUCCGACCCAGCAACUGGUCCAACCAUCACAAAACUACCAGCAGGGCAUAAAACAUAAACACACACAUUUAUAGUCUGACACAUUUAACUCAACAAGAGCAACUCUACAAACUUAAAAGAGUCUAACAGGUAAAAUGAUGAUGUCCGGAAUGGAUUUACUAACCCCCCACCACCCCCAAUUUACAGAAUGACAGGUAAUGGUCAGUUUUGGACUGGAAAAUUCACUUUGAUGACAUCAUCUUGCCACCAUAUUGAUAAACAAGCAGCCAUGAGGGAUUUAUAGAUAAGCAAGAAAAAGUGUUGGAAACCAUCAGUUAUUUGGUGGAAAUCUCCAAUGAUAUCUCUCUGAACUUUGGCAUUUAUGCUUUGCCAGGAGAAUCAAUUAAGACUUUUUGAUUGAUUAACACAAUAACAUUCCAGCAAGUGACUCCAAUGUAUCUGAAAACGCCACCUCUUGAAGACAUCUGCUCCAGUUGUAUAGUGGUCAAGUGUUCUCUUAUCACAGUUGUCUGCAAAUGGACGAACUGUACUUCUAUUUUAAUGCAGAUCCCAGCAUGACCAGACUUGGACUUUAUUGAUCGAUGUUUGGAUUUAUGAGCUCUAUAAAGGCUGAUUUGAGACGACUUCCUAAGAUUGUUGUUUGGUAACAGACCUUCACAAAAAGCAAAGCUUCUCAGGCUGGUUUAGUUUUAACUUUCCAACGUGUUCCCAGAAUAGCUUUGGCCAGAAAUACGGGGAUGUUGUGUGGCAUUCUAGCCAUGGCCUAAAUCUUUUACAUGUAAGAAUAAUUCUUUCAAACGUGUUACACUCCAGACUUUGAUUGAGAACAUGAUUUUGGAAUUAACCUCUUACACCAGGCAGAAACUGCCGUUGGUUUGAUAUUUUUUUAGGAUAUUGAGAUUCCUCUUGAAACCAUUGAUCUGACAAAUGCUGUCCUACAGCACAUUACAAUUGGUUACACUUUCUGAUCAACUGCAAGUUUAACCAUAAACCCAAUCUGUGAUUUAGUCAAUCAAGAUUUUGCUUGGCAUUGGAUAGAGAUGCACUGAUAUCACUUUGUUUCAACAUAAAGUACCAGUUUUUCAGAGUGCCUCAACUAUUACUUUGGGUUAUGCUACAUAAGUCCAAACCAAAAAAUGAAAUGUAUUCCAUUUCUGUAGAAAUAGUACAGAAAAAGAACACUGAAUGUUCAUAUCACACAUGGCUUUCAGAAGGUUUUAAUAACAAUAAUAAUAGCCACUUAAUAUACUUGAUAGCCAUCAACUUUAUGUGUGCAUUCCUACAAUCUGUGCUACAUGGGAUCAGAUAUAAAGUGUGUCAAAAUUCAAAUUUCUAAUCUACCAUCAUUUAGAAACGAAUGUUUAUUCAUUCUAAACAGUGUCCAAGGAGAAUUCAGUCAAUGCAUUCCUUUUAUCAUUGUCUUUCUCAGAUGUGUGUUUUUCUUUUUAUGUGCAUUUAAUGAUUACAUUUCCAGCAAUCUGGUAAAGUGCAUUUCUAGGUCUACUAAGGAGAUAGUUAAAACGUUCUCUUCAAUCUUCUCUCACACAUUAUUGUCCUUGUGUUGUAGUACUAGACAGACGGCGGACCUACUGUACGAAAUCUAUUUGCAGUGAAAAUGUAGCAUCAUAAUGUAUUCUUGGUUAACGACAAGCUAAGAGCUGUGACUGUCCAUCUGCAGCCACAGUAGUAGUCACUGAAAGUUUUUACUUUACUUAAUUUAUUUAUUUGGUAUUUUCAAAUUGUAAAUGUAUACCCUUUACCUACAUGGCAGUCGAAUCCAAUAAUAUAUCUUUAAGUAGGCUCUCUGCACUCUCCAAAGAAAAUAUGGGAGAGAAAUAAAAGGCUGAAAAAUAAAUACCAUGACAACAGACACAAAAGGUAUUUUGGUGACUUAAACCCUAGAAAUACAGUUAACUGAAAACAAUCAUAUUUUAUUCUCUUAUCUCUUUGUUAUCCAAGUAGUUAUAUUUCUAGUCCAUAAACAGAAGUGCCUGUCAGAUUACCUAUCACACAAAUCUGGACUCCAUGUAAAGACAUAAAACAAACCAAGCAGGUUUUUUUUUUAUGGAUAAAAUUGUUUUUAAUCACAUAAUUGCGAUCAUGCUGUAUUAAAGCUACAAUGAAGUACUGUACCACAGUGCAAGGACAAAAUGGUUUACAGGUAAGGAGGAUAAAGUAAACAUGUAUGGACUUUUUUUUAUACCAUGAGUUAUUCACUUCUGCAAAUUAAAUAAUAUUUUUUUUGUGUUUAUUUUAUAUGGAUACUUUUGCUGAUUUAUUAUGCUAAUCUUUCUAUUCUUUCUAUUUAGUUAUCAUGGUGCUACUUUUUGUAUAGUCUGCUGUGAUUUAUUUGAAUAUGUCCUUCCACUGUCUGUGUAUGAGCUAAAGUCCAGCAUUUCUCCUUUUCUGCACACCAUUCAAUGAAUCAGCAGUUUAAAAUGAGGUAUUACAGUAACGGUGCAAAUAACACAGUGAGGAAAACCCACAGCCUAAAUGCUACUGUCUGUCUCCACUCUGGCCCUUACUAAUGGUAGAAAAACAACCGUCUGAAACCAGUCACUGCUUCAAAAGCUUCUUGCCACAGGAAUAGACUGUCUGAUUUUGUACCAAAAUUAUACAGGUUGUUUUAGCCAAGAAAUCUCAUAAAAUCAUAUAACCUCAUUUAAGACUUUCAUGUGACCCAAAAGAACAAAGUUUAGAGGGUGGAGUACACAUUCAUUCCGUUCUCCAUUUCACAAUAAUAUUUUUCAAAUGAAUAACCACAUCUGGUGUGAUCAUGGAAGAGAAAAUAAUUGAUACGCUAAAACUUAGCUCGCUAACAAGCUAACAUGUUCACUUUGCAAAUCAGCUACAGUGGCUUGCCAACAUUUUUUUCUGCUCAAUGUACCAUCUUAAAACAUAAUCCACUUUGCUGCCCCUCAAUAUGUUGGCUAUGUUUUCACCAAUGAUAUAUUUAACUAUUUGGCUACAUUUUCUCCCUGUUUGGCACUAACAAAGUUAGCUGUUUGCAUUUGCUACCCACAGCUAUGUAUGCUAACACAGUCGAUGAGGUCUGGCACACUGAAUCAAACCUAAAAACAAACCAUUUACAUCAGUUGUAAUGAUGCAAUGAUACAUUUCAAAUGUUUGCAAGAAUUAGACACUAAUGCCAAAGCUAUUUCCACAAAGUAAUGUCAAGACAGCAUUUAGCUGACAAGCUACACAACAUGCUAUACUUAAACUGUUAUCCAUGUUUACUUUCAGAAAAAGUUAUUUACUGUCAUUGUAAGAGAGAAAUCACAAAUAACCCAAUACUGGGCUGCCAGAUCUUUGCCAAAAAUCUCAGAAUACAGUAAAGCAAAACCCCCCCAAAAGCUUGUGAAGUUGACACACAGUAGAGAGUGCCACUGCAGUCCAAUACUGGCUCAGUCGUCCCACAGUCUCUUCCACGGAUGUUAACCACAGAACGAACUUGUAUCACACCCUAAUAUUAGGCUUUGCACCAUUCCUUCUUUUUGGAAACAAUGCUGAGUCUGGACUGAGUCUUAACCGUUUAUCAAUUGCUGAUCAAAACAAUCAAUGGGACUUAAUGGGAAAUAUACCUACAAAAAAAGGACAAACCUGGAAAAUUUAUAUUUUAGAAAAUACACCAAUGAAAGUUAUUAGAGAAAUUGUGGCAGCAUUUACCAAAAAAAACGUGUCAUAUUGAUCAUUUAUAAUUUCAGUAUAAAUAUUUAAUCAGUGAUUUUAGUGUAGAUCUUUUCAGUUCCUGAUGUGGCCAACUCAACAACAUGGGAGAGACUAAUGUUGUGCAUCAACCUUUUAAACAUAUUUGGUUUCAGUCCUGGGACCUCAUUACUGUCAUAAUUUAUCCUCAAUGUUAUUGAUAAGGUCACUUUGUGCCUUUUCUCUGCAAAGAUGUCUUGGUUAAUUAAAACUCUUAUUUUUCUGCAAAUCUUUUCCGACAACUCAGUACAAACUGCAUGAUGAUUAAUUACAACUGGAGUUAAGAUCGUCAUUAUUAUUGUUUUGCAGUAGGUAUUUACUGCUAUAUGUUUACAUUAAUCUUCAAUGGUUGCUCAUCUAAAUACAUUUUGACGGACAAUACGUGUUGCAAGCCAAUAAGGGAUCUCAGAUUGAGGAGAACAGAAGGCUAUACCUUUUAUAAUUAGCUUUGCUUCAUUUUUGUGUAACCAGGCCUCUAAAUUGUUGAAAUGUGGACAGAGGUUAUGCUUUGGUCAAAUGUUUUAGCCAACCUCCAGUGUUUGUUUUUCUGCUGAUAUUGCUGACUGGAGCAAAGCCCUGUGUUUUAGACUCUUGAUACACUAGACUGUUCCAGCACAUGUUCAGGUUGUGGUGAAACUGCCACUGUUGUUUUGAUACUGGGUUCAUGUCAUAUUAGGCGCAAAACACCAUGGAACAAUGCCUAAUGUUUUUAACUUAUAUAAACAGAUAUGGAUUAGUCUAUGUUAAUAAACCUCCUCCUAUAAAACAUCAGAUGUGACAUAUCAUAGCUGGAAAUGCACCUCAGAGCUCCAACUGGUGUUUACUACAAUACAGAUGUAUUUACCUGCAAUUACUAUAAAGAUGAGGUGGCGCAGUCAGCUUAAGACUCAAAUCUUUCUCUGACUCUGAUGUCAUUGGUCAGUUCUGUUUCUGCCUCUCCAGCCUUUUCACCUGCCUGCCAGGUGUUACAUUUGCUCUUCCCCCUCAGGUUAUAAGUACUAAACAUGGCAGCCAAUGAAAGACAGUUAUACCGUUCACACAGCAUCACCAGCCAAUGACGGAUCAGUUCUUACAGGUUGCUUGGCACAAACCAUGAGUGUCAUUAUUAUCCUGUAAGCCUGUUUAAAAAAGCAACAUGAACCUUUCAGCCUUUUUUAACAUGUGUCCAUACCAUUCAUAUGAUUACUACAUCUUGGAAAUAUGUAAAUGGAUUUUUAUCUGUUCAUAAUGUUAGCUAAACAAUUAUCUAGAGACUGCCUGUAUAUUUGCAUUAUAUAACCUGCUCUCUUUUUUUUUUAAAUAACGCUUGUUUCUUGAAUAAAAGACAAUGCAAUGAAAGACAAAUAAAACGAGUACACAGUAAGGACAUAUUCCCCCUUGUAUUGCAAUGUUAAAAGAAAUUUUAGGUUUUGUACUCUAUCCUUUUGUUUCUUUGAGAAAAGCUGAAUGUCAACAGCUGAUCUGAACCAGGUCGCUGUGGAAGUAUGUAGCUCUCCAUUUAUAGACCACACUUGAGCAUUUCUUCUGUACAUAGGUGCGUUUUGAAGAUCAUAAAAAACUAAUAAAGUUGGAAAAGAUUAAAUGAAUAGAAUGAAAACAUUUGAUCCAAGUAGAUUUUUAAAAAAGGUUGGGGAUUUUUGUUUUUUCCAAUCAAUGUAGCUUGUAAAACAAAAUAUUAUAACUGCCUCCUGUUUGUCAUAGAAUUCACAAAUAAAUGUUUGUUGGAAUUUA
This is a messenger RNA of Eleginops maclovinus (Patagonian blennie), 11728 nucleotides long. Its product is annotated as microtubule cross-linking factor 2-like. Lineage: Eukaryota; Metazoa; Chordata; Actinopteri; Perciformes; Eleginopidae. Gene Ontology annotation, biological process: regulation of autophagy. The record is from RefSeq and is a predicted model, not a curated record.